AGCAGUAGGACAAUCCUCACCUAUCAGAGCUCUUUUGUAUGUUUGUGUUUCUAUAGACUUUACCAGUACAGAGCUCAUCAUCUAAUGUGUAUAUGCCCACACUGUUGUGGUACACGGAUUUAUACAGUGAGGUACUUGUUAUAUAACAGAUUAAUGCAGUGUUCGUAUAACACAAUUUGUGAUAUUGGUGAGAAAGCUGGUCUAUUCCAUUGAUUUGAUUCAUUGAUCGUGGACAUAAUGGUACAGCUUUAAUUUCACUGUCAGAAUUUUCAGUAACAUCGGAUCAAAAUUGAUUGUCUUAAAGGCAGAUAUUCCCAGUAGCAAUGGCAAGUACUGUAUUUUGCUUGAUGCAAGGUCUUUGAAGACAAAUCACCAGCACUGACUGUGUCAACUGAGUACAAAAUACAGCAUGGAUGUUUGACAGAGUUGGUCUGAUAGUUAGAAUUUUGCCAGAGCUGGUUUGCUGAUUUUGUCACAGUCUGACGGAGCAGGUAGCCAAACACUCCAUCGGCUAUAGAGACGUCAUCACUGUCAUAACAACGGCUACAGAGUGGUCUCCCCCUGGACAAGUACCACAUUUUCUGGAUGUUUUCUACGAAUAACUACACAUAUAGGAUGUAGCCCCAGAUAAUCCUCCGUCAUGAAUGCCAAAUUCUAAAUGAAGACAAUUUGUGUUUUAUUGGGUUUGAAUUCUGAGAUCAAGUGCUCCAAGGCAUUGGCUGUUUGCUGAGGUGACGGCAAAUCCUAUGCCAGUGUUUUGGCACCUGUUUUAAGUGUGUUGGAAUUAACAACACCAUACCUUGUGCUCCUCAGGAUGUCACGAAAAAUCAGCAACAAUAAUUCUCUCGUCAACUACAGAAACCUUGGCAAAUCUGGUUUGAGAGUCUCCUGUGUUGGCCUAGGGACCUGGGUUACAUUUGGCGGCCAGGUCACAGAUGAGGUUGCUGAAGAAAUCCUAACACUUGCCUAUGAGAGUGGAAUCAAUUACUUUGACACUGCUGAAGUAUAUGCUGCUGGAAAUCAUAAGAAGGAUAAUCCCGAUCUACCUAUAUCUGCAUACCAACAGAUGCAGGUAGCCUGCGAGGGGGCAGAGAUUUUACUUGGGAAACUUCUAAAGAAAAAGACAUGGAGGCGAUCAAGCUACAUCAUCUCAACAAAAAUAUAUUGGGGCGGAAAAGCCGAGACAGAAAAAGGUCUUUCAAGAAAGCAUAUCAUAGAAGGUCUGAGAGGCUCACUAGAACGUUUACAGCUAGAGUAUGUUGACAUUGUGUUUGCCAACAAACCUGACCCUCACACUCCUAUGGAAGAGGUGGUACGAGCAUUCACCCAUGUGAUAAACCAGGGCUGGGCUAUGUACUGGGGGUCAUCACGAUGGAGUGCCACAGAAAUCAUGGAAGCACACUCAGUGGCAAGACAAUUCAAUCUUAUUCCACCCGUUGCUGAACAAGCAGAGUAUCAUUUAUUCCACAGAGAGAAAGUGGAACUUCACAUGCCAGAACUUUACCAUAAAAUAGGUAUAGGAACAAUAACGUGGUCGCCUUUAGCAGGCGGUGUACUGACAGGGAAGUAUGACGAUGGUGUUCCUAUAUACUCUAGGGCAGCUCUGAAGGGUUAUGUUUGGUUGAAAGAGAAAAUUUUAUCUGAAGAUGGACGACGGCAACAAGCCAAACUACGAGAGGUGGCUAUCAUAGCCGACAGAAUAGGAUGUUCGUUAUCACAGUUAGCGAUAGCAUGGGGUUUGAAGAAUGACAAUGUACACUGUGUACUCCUUGGGGCUUCCUCAGUUGACCAGCUUUAUGAAAAUAUUCAGGCUAUACAGUAUGUUCCCAAACUCACUCCAGACAUAAUGUGUGAACUAGACAAAAUGUUAGGAAACCGACCACAGCAACGUAAAGACCCGUACAGAAUGAUACCGUUUUGUAAUUAGCAUCUUCUACCUGACUGCAGUUCCUUGUGUUUGGGCACCUUGUAAGUUACUGUAUGGUAAUGGUGUGGACACUUGAUAUACUUUCUACAGUCGAGGACUUUUAUCAAGUUCUGUAACAUAUUAACCUUGAACUAUCACAUCAGAAUUUGUAAUUUCAGGUUACAUUUUCAGUACUGAAACUCCGGGGCGAGGGAUUAAGAUUUUCAGUACUCAUAUUGAUAAUUUCAGUGUAAAUGAUACGAAAAGAAAUCUCAAUGUUGAUAAUGCAAAAAGAAAUUUCAAUGUUGAUAAUGCGAAAAAUCUUUUUGUAAGAAUAUCAGAUGGAUUGCAACAGUGAGUCACCUAACAUCUAUUCUGUGAAUUCAUCACCUAGUUAUAUUUUGUACUUGGGUAGAAUUUUACAAAACGUUGAUUUGGUGGAACAUUUCGACUAUCUAAUGUAUGACGUUGUACACUAAAUAGUAAAAUUGUUGCAUUAUGUUGUACAUAAAAAAAAACAAAAAUAUAUGAACAUGUGAACAGAAAUUAUACUAUAGUAGAGAAUAAUGUCUUGUUAUGAGUGUGUUCAAGUGGUAUAUGUAAACCAAAAAUGUCUGGUAACCUUUAUAUUAGAAAUAGGAAUUAUUAUAAAAUAUCUGGUGUUCACAAUGCACUGGGAUGCUGUAAAAAUCAUAUCUACAUCAGCAUCCGUAGUAGUCCAAUCAUUGUUGGUGUGUAAAGUUCCAAUUUUUCAGACUGAAAACAGCUUUUAACAAUGUUUCACCAUGUUUAACAGGUUUUUGAUGCAUGCUUCAGAUUAAAUUACUAACAAUCAGUUUUUGUUAACUAACUGGAUCAAAUAACUUGUUACUUAUUCUUCAUGUGUUAAAGGACGAUAUAUUUUCUUAAUUUUAAGACUGACUUCUCAGCAUCACGUCAUUAUUGGUAAAUUCUUACUUAAACUAUGAGGACGUUCAAUGGAUUCAUUUAUCACAAAAUAGUGGUAUAUCCCAAAUGUGUGAGGAAGAAAAAAAGACAUUUCAUUUAAAACACGUUAUCUAUAUCCCAUCUACUCUUUUGGUUUGUUUUAAUCCUGGGAUAAACUGAUUUACUAAAUCUCUUUCCUUUAUCAAAUUUAAGUCUUAUAAUGACAUGGUGAUGAAAUAAGUCUAAUAUACCAACAUUCAUGAUGAAGAUGUUAUGUUUUCAAUUUUAUUGUUACAAUGUAUCCAAUGUGUCUUGUCAUGUCUGUAAAAUCAUUUAAAUGAAAUAGUAUGUUGAAAUAUUACACAUUGUACAAUGUUAGUGGUUCCUAAUGACAGUCCAUCAAAAUGUUAAUAAUGACAGUCCAUCAAAAUGUUAAUAGACUUCCAUUUUCAUUCAGAAUAAUACAAAGAUGCGAGUCACUUUUAAGUUGAUUUAAAAUACUUUACAUUUAUGUAUAAUAUAUGGUCUAAAGAAGAAUUUGCAUUCAUAUCUGAGGUACAUCCCCAGUAGUUUAUAUUCACAACAUUGGAUUCAACAACAUUCCAACAGAACUUUUCCUGAUAUUUUCCGAGAUGUACCUAUUGAAAUUAAGGUUGCUGCCAAAACUGUAAAUGCUAAUUGGCCAUCAAUGAUUCUGACUUAAGGUUGUAUAGUCAGUUAAUUAGGGAAUAUUAAGGUUAAUAUGUAGUUUGUUUUUGUUCAAAGUUAAACAUAUCUUUUAUUUAUUUGCUUUCAAAAGGAUUUAUCAAUCAAUUUUUUCAACUUUUUGAUCGGUUGAUCUGUCAAAAGGAUGUUCGUGUAUAAAUUGAAGCAUCGACGAGUAUUCACUGCUUUAUUAAGGGUAUCUGAAGCCAGUUUAAAUGUGAUUUACUAUCAUACAUGAAGCACUUAUGAGGUGAUAAGGAAGUGAUUGAACUGUAGAAACAUUUUAAUAAAUGUUACACAAUUUGUCCUGCCAAAAUCAUAUUUACCAUGACAGUUAUUAGUAUUUAUCUUACAUUGCACUGAUUUGUCAUAUUAUGUAUAUACUAAUUUAAUACUUUAAAUCGUUGCCAUUCUGGCAUCAGUUCGUAAAUCGUUGCCAUUCUGGCAUCAGUUCGUAAAUCGUUGCCAUUCUGGCAUCAGUUCGUUUUUUGAAAUUUUUUUUUUUUAAUAUCAUUACCCAGUUUAGUGAUUGAUUUAGAACAGUUGCACCUUGUUAUAGAAAAUAUUUAGUAAAAUAUGUGUGUAAUUUUUUUUUAAACAUUGAAAAUUAACUUGUGUUAAUUCCAUUUGUUGAUGUGAUUGUUUGAUGAUAAAACACCGAUUCGUUAUCAUUCCUGAUGCAACUGACCCCUGUGUGACCCCUGCCCAAACUUUGUACUCUUGAUUUGCUUUCCAAGCCUGUGAAUAUGUACAAUUUCAAUCGCAAACAUGUCUUAAAAUUAAUUUGAUUCUGUGUUGAAAUUAAAUUAAAACAUAAACUUUAACCAAGAUCAUUACUGUGGAAUUGUUAUUUCGUAUUCUCAUCAUAUAGAAUUUAAUUUAUAUUCGAAGGUUUUGAACGAUGUAUAUUUCGUAGAUUUAUCCUUUACAAUUUAUUAAAUUCUUGUUUUGUCUCGCAUAGCAAUUUCCUUUUCUAUGAUUAUUUUCAUUAAGUCUUUAUAUUCAAAUUCAUAUAUAUAGAACUGUUAUGCAUUUAUCAACGGCAGGUAACUAGUAUUGCCCAAUAGUUUGUUCUGCAAGUUAUUUACCUUUAGAUAUGUACAUCAUAUAUAAAUCAUGUGAUGAUGCAUGUAUAUUCUGUAUCCAAAUAUGGAUGUACCGAUUUUUGAAAUAUGUUAUGUCGAUAUUUUUUGUAGUCCCAACCAUAUCAGUACAAGUUUGACUUUGUUUUAUCAUUAGUAUGAACAACCUUUAAAUCUGCAUUAUAGUACUGAUAUAUAUGCAUUGUUAUUUCAUCAAAGGGUUUGUUAAUUUUUGGUAGUAAUAUUAUACUUUAUCUAAUUAGAUUCAUAAUGUCUUCAUUUCCAGUAUAAAAAUGUGUUAUCUUACAUAUUUCUUUUAAAAUAUGUUACAGGUAAAUUAAUUGUUUACAAAUAACGAAACAAGUCAAGAGCAUUUGGAAUACUUGUCACAUUAGAAAUAUAUAACAGAGACUAUCAGGUUGUUAACUCGGGGCACCAAUAAUAUUAGUAUAGAUAUUUUUGAAGGCACUGUUAUUUUUACUUCUUAUUUAGCAGAACAACGAGAGAAUAACAACUACUUGGGGUUUGUUAUGAUCUAACUACAGGGGAAGUUGCAGUCUUUGCCAUUCCCACAUACAUUUUUUUUCUCACUACUUGAGACAAUGAGAUCACUCAUAGAUAGGUAUAUAUUUACAAUAUUUAGCAAAAUAUUUUUUUGUUUUAUUUGUUAUUACGUUAUCUCGAGCAAACAUUGUAAAUAUUAAAAAAAAGAUGAUUUCUGUUUUUGCUCAAUCUGAAUUAAAUGGUUAGUUCGAAAUAG
Ylistrum balloti is the source of this 5380-nucleotide messenger RNA. RefSeq names its product voltage-gated potassium channel subunit beta-2-like. Gene Ontology annotation, biological process: transmembrane transport; regulation of potassium ion transmembrane transport; potassium ion transport. The transcript has 17 exons. The record is from RefSeq and is a predicted model, not a curated record. Lineage: Eukaryota; Metazoa; Mollusca; Bivalvia; Pectinida; Pectinidae. Gene Ontology annotation, cellular component: membrane; voltage-gated potassium channel complex; cytoplasm. Gene Ontology annotation, molecular function: voltage-gated potassium channel activity; potassium channel regulator activity; transmembrane transporter binding. Bases 815 to 1927 code for a protein of 370 amino acids.